Molecule: messenger RNA, 1834 nt
Organism: Cololabis saira (Pacific saury)
Lineage: Eukaryota; Metazoa; Chordata; Actinopteri; Beloniformes; Belonidae
Gene: dnase2
Product: deoxyribonuclease II, lysosomal
Exons: 7
Coding region: 261-1385 (374 amino acids)
Biological process (GO): apoptotic DNA fragmentation
Molecular function (GO): deoxyribonuclease II activity
Source: RefSeq, a predicted model, not a curated record
UGACAAGUCAAACACUGAACCAAGGAAGUUUCAUAUCAUUUGCGAGCAGAACUUUGACACAUUCAUGAACAAACGACUCAGUUUAUUUACUUUCUAGUGUUAUAAUUAUCUUCCAACCAAUAUCGUCUCUCGCUGGUUUAUUGCUUAGAUGCUAUUCGUUCGUUGUCGUUGUCUUAUUCCAGGGUUGACAGACCAAAACAAGGAUGUAGCAGAAGACGCUCCAAGUUCUCACUGAUUUUCCCUGAAGUUCAUUAUAAAAGAUGUAUCUGUUCCUGUCCCUGCUCAUCUUUCUGCCACUGCGAGGCAAAACAUCCCCGAUCAGCUGCUAUAAUGAGAAAGGAGAUGCAGUUGAUUGGUUCUAUCUGUACAAGCUGCCCAAGGAACAUCACAGUACGUCUCCCACCAGGGGGGAACAGUACUUGCUGCUGGAUAAAGGCAGCGCAGGAUGGACGGAGGGGAAGGAGACGGUGAACAGCACCGUGGGAGCUCUGGGCCGUACUGUCGGACAACUGUACUCACAAAGAAAGGGUUCAGAGGUCGCGUACGUCCUUUACAAUGACCAGCCCCCGUCUGGAGAGUUUGGUGACAGAUGGGCUGACAGCGGUGAAAGCAGCGGGGGACACACAAAAGGUGUGGUGCUGGUGGAUAAAACCCAGGGCUUCUGGCUGGUGCACAGCACCCCUAACUUCCCCCCCAGGCGACGGGAAGGGCAGUACUAUUACCCCGGCAGCGGCGUGAACAACGGGCAGAACUUCAUCUGCGUCACCUACCCGCUGGAGCGCUUUCAGACCAUCGGAGAGCAGCUGCAGAUCAAUCAGCCUAAGGUGUACGACUGCGACGUCCCGGCGUCCCUGGCGUCCCUGCUGUCCGCCCUGGCCGCCGUCUGUGGGAAGAAUCAGCCGUCCAGCCGGCUCGUCCCGUCAGACACAGCCGUGGCCAAUCGCAGCGUGACGCUGACCUCCAAGGGCGGCACCGACUUCAUCAGCUUCGCCAAAGGAGCCUCGUUUGACAACGAUCUGUACCACUCCUGGGUGGCCCCGGCCCUCCGGUCAGACCUGCUGGUCCAGUUCUGGAUCCGCUCCACGGGCAUCCUGCCCUCCGACUGCUCGCGGGGCUGGAAGGUUCUGGACAUCACGCUCAUCAACCCGGGCCAGAGCUUCACCUUCAAGGCCAGCCAGGACCACUCCAAGUGGGCGGUGAGCCCGGCGGCGGCCGGCGGGGGGGCGGGCGGCGGCUGGGUCUGCGUGGGCGACAUCAACCGCAACCAGGCGGAGGAGAAGCGCGGCGGAGGCACGGUGUGUCUGCAGGAUCCCGUGGUGUGGAAGGCUUACCGGACGGCGGCGCUGCAGUGCCAGGCCUGCGGAGGAGGAACCAUCACCUGCUGACGACGAAGAGGUGGGCCGGGCCGAAGGAGGGCCGAAUAAUACCUGGAGACGGGUUUAUGUCAAAUACUGGGUCAAAGAACAACAAAAUAAUACCUGGAGACGGGUUUAUGUAAAAUACUGGGUCAAAGAACAACAAAAUAAGACUUGGAAGACGGGUUUAGGUCAAAUACUGGGUCAAAGAAGGGAAAAAUAAUACCUGGAGAGGGAUUUAUGUCAGAUACUGGGCCGAAGAACAACAAAUGAAUACCUGGAAGACGGGUUUAUGUCAAAUACUGGGCCGAAAAAUGGCAAAUUAAGACUUGGAAGACGGGUUUAUGUUAAAUACUGGGCCGAAGAACAACAAAAUAAUACCUGGAAGACGGGUUUAUGUUAAAUACUGAGCCGAAGAACAACAAAAUAAUACCUGGAAGACGGGUUUAUGUUAAAUACUGAGCCGAAGAACAACAAAA